UCAGUUCGGCUCAAUCCAAUGGAUUGUAUGUGGGAACGUCUCAGGCAUAAGGGAGCAUGCUAUCACCUCACCUCAAAGGAUAUAAUUUUCUCAUCACUAUAAACAAACAUGCAGAGAACAGAACUGUACACCAAGAAUAUACGUAUAUACUAGUCAAGCAUCUGCAGCCUCCUGGAGCGCAGUUACAUGAAGCAGCUGCAGUUAUCCGAGAAUGCAAUGAGACCUUGCGUAUUUUCACCUUUGUGAGGCAGCCAGAGAAACGCUACUUUAUUUUCUUCAUUAUUGCAUUUACGAAGACGGUCUAAGCUAUUGGUACAGUACACUUGUCACUGCGCAGAGAAGAUGCUGCACAGACACAUUACAAUUAUGUGAUUCAUGAUUAUAUUUGACAAAUCAUUGGUGCAGUCUCCUGAACUUGCUGUGCUUUUUAUCCUGUUUGAAAUCACAAGGUGAGGGAAAACUACUUCUGAAAAGCACUGAAUCAUUAAACAGAACAGGAGAGGUGGUCUGAUUUUGCUGCUUCCCAAAUUACAUUCCGUUUUUGUGAAGAAUGCAUCCUUAAGGGCUCCAGUUAUUUUAUUAUGGAAGAUAAAAGGGGAUAUUAAGCACAACCUGUUGCAUCUUGCGAUUAUCGUGCUGUAGACUUUUUUUCAUCAUCACCCAGGGCAAAGUGGAAGGACCUGCAGUAUCCUCUGAGUAGAAUUACGGCUUCUUAGAGAGAUGUCACGGCACCAUAGCCGGUUUGAAAGAGAUUAUCGUAGUGGGUGGGACCGUCGGGAACGCAACUCUAAUGGUAAUCAUGUCAGCAGCACAAACUGUAACAGCACUACCAACAGUAACUGCAAUAACAGCAGGCCCGGUCUUUUACCCCUCCCAGUGGUUCCUUCUCGUCUUCCGUCACCAUCAGUUUCUACUUGUACUACCACAAGCACCGAUAUGAUGACAAACCUCAUGUCUAGUCCUUGCACAGCUUCAGCUAUUAAGAAUCGUGGCAUUUCUAAGACUAAUGGACAGAUUCCAGGACACAUGCUCGCUACGAGUGUGAGGUGGGGACAGACGCCUGUCAACCAGUCAACACCAUGGGAAAUUGAUGAACCCCCAUCCAAGCAAAUGAGAGAAGCUGAUAACCCAGGUACAGCUUCUUGGGUUGCACCAGUUGUCACAGUCAGUCAAUCUGCGCUUGCCACACAGACAUAUGGAAUGGCACAGCCUUCAGUUUUCAGUCAGGCAGUGAAUGUGCAGGCUCCUGUCAUUGCAGUGGCUCCCACAAUUCCUCAUCCCGUACCUCCACAGCUCCCACUCAUGUCAGCUCAUCAUUAUCAGCUACAGCAACAGCCUUCACAGCCUCUCUCUAACAUGGUGGUGAAUCUUCAAAAUCAGUCACUGUACACAAACAGUCAGCCAAUCCCCAUCCCUGCAGUGACAGCCGUGACAAGUGUUGGCCAUGUCAAUCAAGUCAACCCUAUCAUUGGUAAUGGACAUAUGACUUGCCCUAUGAUGCCACCACCUGCUUUGCAUUCAUCUGCAUUGCCUAAUAAUGUUACAGUGGUCAAUGGACAGUCUCCUUCUCAAUUAACAGUCAGUCAGCCAGCUACCUUGGAUAAUUCAAAUGGAGUUCAGAUGUUGCGAACUGUUGGUAUUGGAAAGUACGAGUUUACAGAUCCUUGGCACCCUAAAGAAAUGUUGAAGGAACUCAACCUGCAGCGCAGAAUGAAAGAGUUUACAGACCUGAAAAUAAUUGUUGAAGGCAAAGAGUUUGAAGUCCACCAAAAUGUUCUAGCUUCCUGCAGCUUGUAUUUCAAGGACCUGAUUAAAAGGUCAUCGAAAGAAAAAGGAAGUGGAGAGCAGCUGGAAUUAUCAAUGUCAAAUAUAACUGCAGAGGUUCUGGAACUGCUGCUGGAGUUUGUUUACACAGGCUCCCUAAUCAUAGAUUCUGCCAAUGCAAAAACACUCCUGGAGGCUGCCAGCAAGUUCCAGUUUCACACCUUCUGCAAAGUCUGCGUUUCUUUUCUAGAGAAACAGUUAACUGCUAGCAACUGCUUAGGAAUUUUAGCCAUGGCUGAAGCUAUGCAAUGCAAUGAGCUUCAUAGCAUGGCAAAAGCAUAUGCACUUCAGAACUUCCCAGAGGUAGCAGGUCAAGAAGAAAUUCUCAACGUUUCUAAAGAAGAUUUAAUUUGCUACUUCUCCAAUGACAGCCUGAACACAAAAGCUGAGGAAUUAGUGUACGAGACUGUGAUAAAAUGGAUCAGGAAGGACCCUGCAAAUCGAGCUCAGCAUAUUGCAGAACUGUUGGCCGUAGUUCGCUUACCCUUCAUCCAUCCAAGUUACUUAUUAAAUGUAGUAGAUAAUGAAGAGUUGAUAAAGUCUUCAGAGGCCUGUCGAGAUCUAGUUAAUGAAGCAAAACGUUAUCACAUGUUGCCACAUGCACGACAAGAAAUGCAGACACCACGGACACGACCAAGAUUUUCAGCAGGAGUGGCUGAAGUCAUUGUCCUAGUUGGUGGUCGUCAGAUGAUUGGAAUGAACCAGCGAGCGUUGACAGCUGUGACCUGCUUCAACCCUCAGAACAAUAAAUGGCAUCCAUUAGCUAGUCUGCCUUUCUAUGACAGGGAAUUCUUCAGUGUUGUCAGCGCAGGAGACAAUAUUUAUCUUUCAGGUGGUAUGGAAGCUGGUGUCACAUUAGCUGAUGUCUGGUGUUAUAUGUCCCUGCUGGAUAACUGGAACUUGGUGUCGCGAAUGACUGUUACCAGAUGUCGACAUAACAGUUUGGUGUAUGAUGGGAAAAUAUAUACAAUUGGAGGCAUUGGAGUGACAAGCAACUUGGAUCAUGUUGAAAGGUAUGAUACAAUCACAAAUCAGUGGGAGGUGGUGGCCCCCCUACCAAAACCAGUUCAUUCUGCAGCUGCUACAGUUUGUGGUGGCAAAAUCUAUGUGUUCGGAGGAGUGAAUGAAGCUGGCCGGGCAGCUGGGGUUCUACAAUCAUACAUCCCUCAGACGAAUACAUGGAGCUUCAUAGAAUCUCCUAUGAUAGAUAACAAAUAUGCUCCUGCAGUCACUCUCAAUGGAUUCAUAUUUAUUCUUGGAGGGGCCUACGCCAGAGCCACAACUAUUUAUGAUCCAGAAAAGGGGAAUAUUAAAGCAGGCCCAAACAUGAAUCACUCAAGACAAUUUUGCAGUGCUGUUGUUCUUGAUGGGAAGAUUUAUGCAACAGGAGGCAUCGUAAGCAGUGAAGGCCCUGCACUGGGAAGUAUGGAGUCCUUUGAUUCUGUAACAAACACCUGGACAACUGUAUCCAGCAUGCCUUGUCCUGUGUUCCGGCAUGGUUGUGUAGUCAUCAAAAAGUACAUUCAGAGUGGCUGACAUCACUGGACUGCUCAUUGGAACUGAACUGAUGAUGUGUGUUAGAGGAGUGUUUUAAAAGAAAACACUGCUCUGAAGCAUUUUGUAUACUGUCUACAUUGAAUGUAGAAAACAAGUCAUACUCACCUUUUGGUGAAAUAGGGACUAGUGUCCCUCAGCUGUGUAAUAUAAUGUAACUUAUUUAGAACACAAAUGUGUCACUAGAUGUAGUGGCACCUGUUAACCAAUUAGUCUAAUCAGGUGUAAAAGGCAUUUUGAACUUUUUUUCUAACUUUGCUUCUAAAAUCAAAGGUUAAUACAGAUAAAGUUAUUUCAGAUAUUUCUAGUACGAAAUAAUAUUAAGUGGUGAUGGACAUAUUCUGAUUGUUAUCAGAGUUGCCUUACUUUGAUCCAAGAUUCUGUUAAGAGAAAUGUAUAUAUAUAUUUUCUAAUAAUGAAAGCUAGUAUUAAAAAAAAAGACUGUUUAGUAAGUAUCCAGCUAUGAAUGUCAGUCUUCCAAAGGAUCAAAUGAAUGAUCUUCAUUAUAUCAAAGACAGUUAGCUGUGUGGCCACCAGUGUGCUGGCCUGGUAUUCAAACUCCACAAGACAAAAAGAAUAAGAACCUUUUGGCUCCUGAGUAAAUGCAAUUUUCACUGGGAUGCAGUAGUCGGUUCUUUCUGUCAGCUCAAGAAUCUGAUCUGAUAUGAUUUAUUAUGCCAGUACAUGCUGGGCAUCCUAUAUUUUGUACUUUCUGUACAGUUGUUAAAAAUGCUGCCUUUGUGUAUUCUGGAAGUCAGUCUGCCUCAGAUGUCCUGUACUUAGCUCCUUGAUCAGGGGGUGUUAAUAUUCCUUAGACUUAUUUUUUUCUUUGUGCUUCUUUGGCUGUACCUGCUGACAAUUAAACCUCUGUUUAUCAACCAUUCAUAUUCAUUCCCCAGCCUGGGUAUUGAGGAUGAGACUUGGCUAGGAAAGACCAUUUUACAGGCAGCUGCAGUGCUGGUCUGUGUCCUCACUGGCAUCCAGCGAUGAUGGAAUAUAAUUAUUUAGGCAUUUCACACCCCCUAGGCAGAGGACAUAUGAUCCACAUCACCAUAGUAACCAUAAUGUUCCUCUUGAUGUGAGUUCACACUGUGGUUUACUCACGAGAGCUACCACUGACACAGCUUAGUAGAUGAAUACCUGCCACCAAGGGACAUAUCUUGAGUGCUCCCCAUCCUCCAACAGAUUGUGGCAUUGGCUGGCCCCAGAUCUCUCUUCUCCUAUCCUCUAAGCAUGGGCACACCCAACCUCCCUGGCUUGCUCUAUCAAGAAGAUGAGCUGCUAAUAAAUCUCAGGUUGCCUGGGUUGUAGUUAGGCCUUUAUCUCUCCAUGUCACUGGAGGGGGAAUAGUUCUUAUAUAUAAAAGACAUAUGAAAAGAUGACUAGUCUUGGACAAAUGGCAGACUGACACAGUACCCAUAACAACCUGCUACUUCUCUACCAUUUUAAUUUUGGUAUACGUUCAGUACUGUGUAAUGUUUGAAUCUGAGCUCAUUCUUAGAUACCUAAAUCUGUACUCUUCCCUAAGUCAUGGCAUUUAGCUUUUGGGGAUAAGGAGAAGGGGUUAAAUGCAUUUUUAUCAGCUAAAACAUUAAGUGCUUUUUAUCUGCAUACCAUGGUACACAAAUACCACUUUAACAAAAUAAUCAGUUUUUACAACAAAACAUUAUCAAUAACAAUAGUGAGACUGCCUCAUAUUCACAAACAAAAAAGCGAUUAUGUGGUUGAACCUAUGAAAAUAUGGAUAAUACAAAAAAUGAAAAAAAGGUUUUUAGAGAUGUUAAAUGUGUUUUCUGAUUCCUUUGCUUACUAUUCCAGUUCAGUGGAGUGUAUUAAUUUAAGAUAGACAUGUAUUAAACAAAAUGUAUGUAUCUGAAGAGCAGACUGUUCAAAAGCAGAAUAGAAUUUGUAGGGAUAUAUUUUUAGAGAUCUAGGUUUGUGUUGUGUACAUACUUCCUUAAAUAUACUAUAUUGAUAAAAAUACAAA
Molecule: messenger RNA, 5365 nt
Organism: Protopterus annectens (West African lungfish)
Lineage: Eukaryota; Metazoa; Chordata; Ceratodontiformes; Protopteridae
Gene: KLHL29
Product: kelch like family member 29
Exons: 17
Coding region: 721-3360 (879 amino acids)
Molecular function (GO): protein binding
Source: RefSeq, a predicted model, not a curated record